UCGACAGGUGGCUAGGGCCCCACAAUGUGAGGAAUUAAUGUGAGAGACAACAUAGAGAGUGAAGAUAAGAAAACUCCAUGUGGAAUGUUUACCUGACGUCUGGUGCAAGAGGAUUUAAACUGCAAGUGAACUUUGGAAGAGGCAUGCUGCUUGCAUCCCACAGCCUAUCAGUGUCUGUCCCAGUUCUGCUGUAGCUGCCACCCGCCAUGCUACUACUUAUGGAUUGUCUGGACCUGAAAAGUUGCCUGCUUGGGAUCUUGCUGUUACUAUUGCUGGUGGACUUCCUGAAGCACAGAAACCCACCCAACUUCCCCCCUGGACCAUGGCCUCUACCUUUCGUGGGCAAUCUCUUUACUGGGUUUGGCUAUCAGGCUGUGGAUAAGGUUGCUAAAAGGUUUGGCAAUGUUUUCAGCCUUCAGUGGGGCAGGGAGAGGGUGGUGUUUGUUUCUGGCUACAAGAUGGUGAAGGAUGUUUUGCUGACUCAGGGAGACCACUUUUUAGACCGACCAGCAUCCCCUCUUUGUAGUGAGGUUUUCAGAGACUUUGGAAUCUCUACUAGCAAUGGAUACAGAUGGAGGAGGCAGCGUCAGUUCUCUGUCGGCCACCUAAAACAGUUUAGUGAGGGCAAGAAAACCCUGGAGCUUCAUGUACAGCUGGAAUGUAACUUUCUUUGUCAGGCCUUCAAACAGGAAAUGGGAGUCCCCUUCAAUCCCCAAGUCAUAAUAAACAGUGCUGCUGCAAACAGCAUUGUAUCCUUGGUGUUUGGAAAGCGAUUUGACUACGGAACCACAGAUUUUCAGGACCUUCUGCAACUAAGACAGGAGUCCAUGCUACUAACAGGCCACCCUCUGGUUCAGUGUUAUAACAUAUUCCCAUGGCUGUUUAAGCGCUUGCCGGGGUUGCGUUCUGGUCCCCAUUCGAAGAUUCUUUCUAACAAUGCAAAGAUUGUGUCAUUUCUGAAAAAGGAAAUAGAGAAACAUAAGAAGGACUGGGAUCCCUUUGAUCACAGAGACUUCAGUGACUCCUACAUUGGAGAAAUAGACAAGAAAAAGAGGGACACUGAGGCUGGGUUCCAUUCAGAGAACCUGGCAUACUGCUGUUUCGACUUGUUUGAGGCUGGAAUAGAGACGGUAACCAACACUUUACUCUGGGCUCUGCUCUACAUACUGAAUCACCCUGAAGUUCAGGAGAAAGUUCAGGAAGAGAUUGACUCUGUAAUUGGACCGUCACGCCAGCCCUGCUCUGCUGAUAGGGUGAACAUGCCCUAUACAGAUGCUGUGAUCCAUGAGACCCAGAGGAUGGCUAACAUACUGCCACUUAACGCCAGGAAGACAAACAAAGACACAACCGUAGGGGGGUAUUUCAUACCCCAGGGCACCAAAGUGAUUGUUAACCUCUCCUCAGUUUUACGUGACCCAUCAGAAUGGGAGACAGCAGGUUACUUUAAUCCAGAACACUUCCUGGAUGAACAUGGUCAUUUUCGAAAAAGGAAGGCCUUUUUCCCAUUUUCUGCAGGGAAGAGGGCGUGUCUGGGGGAGCCACUGGCCCGCAUGGAGCUCUUCCUCUUUUUCACCUCCCUCCUCCAGAGGUUCACCAUCUCUCUGUCCCCUGGAAAAGAACCCCCCAGCCUGGAACCCCAGGGAACAGCCAUCCUGUCCCCUGAACCCUUCACUAUCAGUGCCUCCACACGAUAAUGGAUCAUCAUCGUGGACAACAAGAUUCAUGUAUUGUUCAUUUUCCUACAGUCCAUAGAAAUCAGCUUUUUUUUUUUUACUUUGAACCCAACCGCUUCAGUCACACUCAACCCCUUGAGGGAUUGGAAGCAUAAAGUCAGCCACAGUCCAGCACCAUUAGAGAAGUUCCAGCUCAAAUGCCUUGCUUAAGGGGCACAAUGGCAGAUUUGAAGAUGCAUCUGAGCUAAGUAAUUUGAAAGAUGUAUUUUCAACAUCUUCUCAACUUUUAAAUGUCUUUUCAACCAGAAAUAUUUAUUUUUAAUGUUUGUGCUAUUAGGACCCUUACUGAGCACUGUUUCCAUGAAUAACAUAAUGCAUUUACACAGUUCUGUAUGCGUAGUCCUCCACAUUUGUUCAGUUUUUUUGUACUUCUUUUUUUUGGAACAAAUUUCUGAUUUAUUUGCAUUUGAUGCUUCAGUAAGUCAUGUGUCAUUAUCAAUAUAACUAUUAGGUUGGCACAUGGAGGUCCCUUACUGGAAAGACUGAAUUGGAACUGCAGUAAUGUGCUGUAAUUGGAGUCAACUGUAAUAGUUUUUGAACCAACAACCGAGUACUUACUAGGAAAAUGCACUGCAGACAUUUAUUUUAUUAUUUUGGGCAGUAUUCUGAAUGCUAUCUGUUUUCAAUGUGGAUUUUGGAUGCAAAAACUCUGUGAUUCUUUUCAACUGGUCUUUAUCAACUACUCUGUCCAAUCAGGGACAUUUCUCAGGCAAACUCUUGGUAUUUUUAACCAUGUCACCCCUGUUCAGUCUGUUGGCUAUUCAUUGGUAAUAAAACUAUCUGCCCAACACCCACUGUGCCCCUUGAAUAUAAAUUAUUGGGUGGUUGACAUAUACAGUGGAUAUAAAAUGUCUACACAUUCCUGUUAAAAUGCCAGGUUCUUUUGAUGUAAAAGAAUGAGAA
Molecule: messenger RNA, 2636 nt
Organism: Esox lucius (northern pike)
Lineage: Eukaryota; Metazoa; Chordata; Actinopteri; Esociformes; Esocidae
Product: cytochrome P450 2J2
Exons: 9
Coding region: 207-1694 (495 amino acids)
Biological process (GO): xenobiotic metabolic process
Cellular component (GO): cytoplasm; intracellular membrane-bounded organelle
Molecular function (GO): oxidoreductase activity, acting on paired donors, with incorporation or reduction of molecular oxygen, reduced flavin or flavoprotein as one donor, and incorporation of one atom of oxygen; iron ion binding; heme binding
Source: RefSeq, a predicted model, not a curated record